Messenger RNA from Spodoptera frugiperda (fall armyworm), 7355 nucleotides. Its product is annotated as zwei Ig domain protein zig-8. Gene Ontology annotation, biological process: synapse organization. Gene Ontology annotation, cellular component: neuron projection membrane. The transcript has 11 exons. Lineage: Eukaryota; Metazoa; Arthropoda; Insecta; Lepidoptera; Noctuidae. Bases 351 to 1202 code for a protein of 283 amino acids. The record is from RefSeq and is a predicted model, not a curated record.
GCCCGCCCGCCCUGCCGACGCACGCCGCCCGCCCAAAGCGCGCCCAAAAAAACCGAACAUCGAUUUUUAUAGUGCUUGUGUUGUGUGUGUGAGUGUCUGUGUAUGUGCAAAAAAUAUUGGAUGACAAUCAUGCAGUCGUGCUUCAUCAUUGGUCACAUCUUUGCUUACCACCAGGCAAGAUAGUGGCCAAACGCUAGCUAAUUACAAUAAAUUAGGUAUAUACUGGCUGAUGAACCGUCAUGAUUUAGGUCUACGACGAAGCUAAGCUAAACACACCAUAGAAGGCUGCCGUGUAUACAGGGUGUUUUGAGCCGUGAAAGUGGGAUUAUGCAUGGACACGUGAACUAGCGAUGUCUGCGGCUUUCCUCUUCGCGGCGCUUGGCGCUUUGGCACUCGUCAGCCGCACAGGGUGCACAGACAACACAAAUGGCCUGAACACAGACGCCGUACAAGAGUUGGACUACACGGACGUAGACCUAGGGUUGACACAAAGGGGACCUCGCUUCGACGUGCCACACUCCAAGAAUGUGACAGCCUUAGUUGGGAAAACUGCACAACUGAACUGCAGGGUCCACGAUCUUGGAAACAGGACGGUAUCAUGGAUUCGACAUCGUGACAUUCACUUGCUGACGUCAGGCAGAAUGACGUACACCUCAGACCAGAGGUUCAUCAGUGUACACAACCCUCACACUGAGGAUUGGAUACUCAAGAUAAGGUUUCCACAACGCCGCGACUCGGGCAUUUACGAGUGCCAAGUCGGUACAACGCCACCUAUCGGCCACAGGAUGUACCUCUCAGUCGUCGAGCCCCUGACGACAAUCCUGGGUGGACCGGAGCUGUUCAUCAACACGGGCAGCACCAUCAACCUGACGUGUGUGGUGCAGCACUCGCCGGAGCCACCUCCAGCCAUUCGGUGGACUCAUAAUGACGAGGAGAUCAACUACGACUCACCCCGUGGAGGCGUCUCAGUCAUCACUGAGAAAGGGGAGACGACCACGUCACACCUCCUGGUACAAAGGGCCAAAGCCCCUGACUCCGGCAGAUACACCUGCGCCCCUGCUAAUGCUAAUCCGAGAUCUGUACUCGUCCAUGUUCUGAGCGGUGAGCACCCAGCUGCCAUGCAGCAUGGUGGCCAGCUCCGUCUCCAGUACCCUCUGUCAGCAGCCCUCCUCAGCGUCAUCGUGACCCUCAUGGGCUGCUAGUAUCAACAGCUGGACACUUUUGUAAUAUAUACCUUGAGUAAGCGUAAUACGGAUCGUUUUUACUAAAACUUUGAAAGCAAAGGGAGUUUCAAUUCAUAUUCUCAAGACAAAUCUAUAGUCAUAGCUAUAUAAUAAUUAUAUUCUUUGAAGAGGGAAAGUACUAAAAUUCCAACUAACCAAUCAUUUGGUUCCUGUAAGUAAUAUAAUAUUCAUAUGACUUGACGCUCCCUCUCCUUUCUACAUUUGGAACUUGACAAAGUUCAUCUUAAGUCCCUUAGUCGUCUUCGAAUUCCGAGACACUUACGUAAAUUGAACAUUUUGUAAAAUAAUUACUUCUAAUGUAUGACGUUUGUUGUAUCCCAUUCUUAUGUAUGAUAUCAUUGUCAUCAUCUGUAAUAUCUCAAAGUAAUUUAGUAUUAUGUAAAAACUUACUAGCCAGUUGUAACUUACCUAGUCUUCAAGUUUUAUAUCACAGGCAAUGUAAGUACGUAACUUUCGCCAGCCAUUCCUAAACUUAUAUGAGAAAAUAAAAACGAACUUUAUUUAUUAUUGUUUUACGGUUCUAUUUACGUUUCCGACUUUCUACGCUGAAGAUUUAGUGAAGGUCUCACGAGUGAGAGGUUCUGGCUGCGUAACAACUAUAAAACAAUAAUAAAUAUGAAUGGGUCUGGAAGUUGUUAUAUUAAAAUAGGGAUUUUAUUGGCCACAGAGAAGAUACAUGGUAGUGAAAUAUAGCCUAGAUGCUAUGGAGCGAAAGGAAAAUCGUGAAUCACAGGUAGAUUUUGUAAUCCAUAUUAAUACCCUUAAACCGAAUCACGCAGAAGUAAUCAGCCGGAGGUCCACAUUCAAUAAAUAACUGAGUCUAACAGAGUACCCGAUUACGUAAACGUACAUCACAAUGAUUAAAUUUUCAUAGGUUUCCGAAUUCUUCCAAUAAUCUCUAGAUGUAUUCUUGUCAGACUCGGCGAACGAGCUUGUUUCAUAAAUAAAUAAUCAAUUGACGAUGUUACCGACGUAAAACGUCAAACGCAAAUACAUACUCGUAUAGCAUGCGAGGUUUUUUCUUUUUGUCAGUUCAAUGAACUGUGUAUUAGUGGUCAGUAAUAUUUGAGGGUCGCGAAUAAUAUCUGCUUUGAAGUGAGAGUAAAGGGUUACUACAUAUAAAGUGUUGUUAUAUGAGGUUGUUACGUUUUGGAGACCGUAUUAGUGUUUUUUGAGUGACGUCAAGAGGUCUGGAUUGGCUUCAAUUCCAAAAGUCUCUUAAAUCUAACUAUAGAAGGAGGAAUUAACUAAAACUCGUGGUUUGUUCAUGUACAUCAAUGGAGAAGAGCUCUAUUAAGUUUAAAUCGCAGAGAGACUAUGGUUUCGUGUAAAAGGGGCUUGUUAUCAUGAGCGGCGUGCAUAGACGAGGUGACGUCGUGCAUCCUACUGAGAGUAGGUUGCAUGAAAACCGUGAUUUUUAGAUAUUUGACGAUAGUUAUUACAAAAUUAAAGAAGGAGACAGCCAAGAACAUUUUCUAUAAUCUCCUUAUCAUAAUCAAAAUCUCAAUCAUAUAAAUAAGCAUACCCAUAAAAAAGGAAAUUGUCUAAAUAUACGACAUGAUGUAAGCCAUGACAUGCUCUCAUCCCAUCAAACACUAUCCUAUCAAAACUAUGGUGACAAAAUGAAAAAAUAUAUGUAAUGAAUGUAAUGGGUAGUUCUUCGAAAUUUGAUUCUUCGACUGAUUCAUAUGGCCAAAAUUUAAUUCCACUUUAAGAUCUGUAACACGUGUUCAUAUGAAAAUAGUUAUACCAAAUAACGUAUAUUCGAAUGAGGGACUCGUUUUAAAAAAUUAGUUUUCGAGAUAUCGACGUUUGAAUAUUUUCUGCCCAGAUGAAUCAGAAAUUGUUACAGAUGAAUCUGUUGAACAAUUGAAAAUUGUAUGUAAAUGAGCUCUGUAUUUAUUUUAAUUGUUAGCAUACCAUUUUCGAGUACUUUCGCACAGAGAAGUCACGAGCAUUCAUCAUCACGCUUGCUCAGGGCGGAUUAGCAAUUUCAGACUCAUAUUAAUUACAUUCCUCAAAAAAAGUUUUUAAAUUGUAGCUAUAACAUUUAUAGCUAAGUUAAUUUAAAAAUAAGACUAGUAAAAAAAUGAACAACGCAACAAGAGCAUUAUUUUAUGAUUCAUAUGCGGUUUUGACCAUACGAAUCAGGCACAGAUGAAUCAGGAUUUUGCUUACAAUCAUGCAUAACUCAUCGUAUAUACAGACUUCAUUCUUAUCAUUUUUCUACACGAAUGUAUAACCAAAAAGCUUCACACGAAACAUAGAUUGAAGUUUUAAAACUGUAAAGUAAAUUUUAUAAAAUAGGCAUUGUAAUCAGGAUGCCAUGUAAACCAAACACAGAUGAAUCAGAUAUUUACCUUAGUAACACCUGGAUCUAAGCCAACCAGCCGCACGUCGGCCUCCUAGCUUGUCCGUUGCACGCCUGGUUUCCCUCCGCACAGGAAGCCAGACUCUCAUUAUUAAUACCCGACAAAGUAUGGCCAUUCGUAGCUUGCGCCAUAUUAAUCAGUAUUAUACGCCGGACACUUCUUAUUUAUUUAUUUAUAAUCAUACUAACAUAGUUAUAACGACUGCAUAUUUUUUUUUGAAGAGGACAACUCAUCUCCUUUCGAUGUAAUUAUAAUUUAUAUUGAAGUAUCAAAGGGAAAAUGCGAAAUCGACUACUUUGUUCCGGAAAAUGGCAAACGGACACACCAUAUGAAUCAGAAGAACAAGCUUUAAAAAAAAUAUUUUGUACCUAGACUGCAAUUAUUUAAAAAAUAUUAUUUGUCCUAGUAACUGAUAUAGCUAAACUAUACUAAAAAAAUAUUACAUGCCGUUUUGUUAGUUGGUUUCAAAAAUAUUCCCAAAGACAUCGAAAAUUUUGUCUCUGAAGAACUACCCUAAUAUUCAUUUAUAUUUCGUACUAAUUAACGUGAAAUGAGGUGUGUUUUCACCAGUGGUUUAUCACGUAAAACAUGUAAUUUGACUAGAUUUGUCAUACUGUCACGCAGAAAUUAUGAAGCGCGUUAUAAUUAUGGGGCAAUAUAAUGACCCUUAUUUAGGCAUGUUUUCGUGUACAAUUUUGACGAUAGUAAAUUUUCUUUUCGUAUAGCUAGUUCCUCCUAUUAAUUAUUGACCAAUCACGUGUUGGCCAGUAUUAAUUAUUGACCAAUCACAAUCAUGGGUUGGUGUUUGCUAUCAUUUCUAUUUCCUUAUUAAUUUGAUUAUGGCAACAGAAGUUGUAAUCUUAUUCUCUAAUAACACUGCUCGUGUUGGUGAGGUGUCUCAUUUUAGAUUUUUUAAUAAGACAAAUUAUCAUUAUUGAUUUAAAAAAAAAAUCAAUGUGUUGUGUAAGAUUAGUAGUUUUUAUUUGAAAAAGUAUAUAGUAAUGAAUUUAAUGUUACUAAGACACAACAAUAAUACUUAUUAAUUUCUGACUUAACAAAAGAGAAUUAGUUUAAAUAUGAUUCGAAAAUGUGAUAAGUCUUUCAGGACAAAGUACGAUGUUUUAGAAGUAGCAAAACCUUUAAAUACGCCAGAAGCCAAUAAAAUUAACAAACUAUCAAGGAAAAUUUGGAAAAUAAACAUAAAAUAAUUGAUAGUCUCUUAAGGUAAAUAUCAAAAAGAGGUUCCGAGAUUCUAAAUAUAGGCUCGGUGAUUAAAUUGACGAAAUUGGCGUAAACUCUAUAAUAUUCACGGAGCGUGAACAUGUUCUCGCUCCCCUCCUGCUAGUUUAUUUUUGGCAGAGGCCUAUCUUCGCCAUAUUUAGGAACAUAAAUACGGAGAUAAAUACAACGAGCCAUUAUGAUUUUUUGUAUAUAUUUUUUUCGUUAUUUUAUUAAGUAACAUCAGAGAUUGUGUUUACGGAAUUGAAAUGGUUUAGUUGGUUAUUUUUAUAUCUUUUAUAAUAUUUUAAGGAUUUUUGUUUUGCUUAUGAUAAAGAUAGGUUUCUUGUCUGUUUUGUAAUAUUUUGCACUAUGGUAAUAUCAGAUUUUAUGUAUAAAUAGCUCAGAAACUCUCGUUAGCUCUCUGUUUAGAUCCUAGUGUCUAACGCAAUGCUGAAAUUUGGUCUUGUAUUUAUAGAAUCGACAAUUUUACUGUAUUCGAUCUGAGAAACAAGUACGCCCACGCCUCUUUAACUUUAAAAUGAACCAGAAAUAGACUUCUUACUGUUACUAAAUGCGGUAGAAACUUAUUCUUCAUUGCUCUUACUAACAAAAACUUUUUAAUAUUUAACUGACUCACUACUUUUGUAAGUUUCCAGCGUUUUGUUAACUUCUUUUUUUAUUAGUUUAGCUGGCCGUUUAAAGUUUUGUCAUAUCAAAGUUUUAUUACUUUCCCUCACGGCUCAAGCAACUAACAUACAUUUUGUCUUAUAACUACUAUCUUAUACAACAUCAAGACUUUUAUUACUGUCGUGGAAAUUACCCUGAAGAUACUUUUUUAAUCACCAUUAACUAACUUCAGUAUAUUGUUUUUAUAGGCGACAAGAUUGUCUUUAAUAUCUUAUGUUAAACUACAUAAUGAAAAAAAACAUGUUCAAAGUUGCAAAGUAUUGUUUAAUUGUAAAUUCAAGUUGUUUCUAAAAGUUAUUAGUAUGAGUAUGUUUAAGCUCAACUUCAGCAAGAUUAUUAUAGUAAACUUCAAAAACAAGCCUUGUCAUGCAUAAGCAAAACCAACCAUCUCAAAAUAAAUCUAAUGGACGUUACAAAGAAAAGUAUGUAAAAGCAAUUCAACUUGAAAAUUGUCGCAGGGAAAUUAUUUAUUCAAGAGUUUCACUCGAAGACACGUCGUUUUAGAGACAAGUUACUUCAAAGCGUACAUCUUAAUUUAUCACUGAAGGGUGAAACAGGCUUGUAAUAAAUUAUUUGUUAAACAACCCUUGACGUGAACCAAGUACUAAUAGAUUGUUCAUGUUGAUUAAUUUUAAGUUGGCUUUUGAGUCUGUGAACUGAACUUAGAUUCUCAAGUUUACAGCAUGUGUAUAUAAUCUGCAUACUUAAGUAACAAAUUCAUACACAGUCUGGGCUAUGUAAUUCGUUGGAUAACACAUCUAACUCAAUCUGCGAUAUGCGGAGGUCAUAGAACGAAUUGACCUACAGGCGUCCCUCAGGGACUUUACCUCGGUCUGACAAAUAUUUAUAGACAUUUUGCAAGUAUUUCGCAAAAUCUCUGAGAUUGCGUGAAAAUUAUUCGGUCUUGAAUAAAAUGAUUGCUAUAUCAGGCAAACAAUAUGAAUUUGCCUAUUCCAAUCAACUACGACCUUAAAUGUAUAAUAAUUCUGCCAUGAUUUUGUUUAACUUGCUUUGCAAUAUAGCAAGUCCGAUGUACAUAUAAAUUGAUACGAAGUAAACGAUGUAAGUCCAUAUUAAUGUAGUUAUUGUAAACUAACGUUUGAUGCAUUAUUUAAAUUGAAUAAAUAACUAACAGCUUCUAUCUUUCAAAUGGAUAGAUAUUUUUAUGGAAACUAGUAAUCAUCAUUUUAUUAUAUCUAGAUGUUACCAUAGUAAUAUUUCUUUGUUCGUUGAAAAAUGCUGACGCAAAUUUAUUUUACGUUAAGACACCAAAUUUGCGAUUUUAGAAGAAAUCAAAUAGUAAUUACAUUAUAGACGUAAUAUCAUAAUCUCUUGCAGAUAUUUCUAACAUAAUGAGAAAUCAAAGUGAGUGCUUUUCACAUAAUUUGAUACCAUAAUUUGAUUAUGUCGACUUUUGAACGUUUUCAAGAUUUAAUUGGAUUUAUUGAAAGACUCAAAUAAAGGAGAAAUAAUGCAUCAAACUAAUUAAUAUUAAAAUACCGUUUGUAAAUACAUAUUCAUAAAGUAGUUAUAAUAUGGAACCAGAAUUAUAAUUUUGUUGUUAUUAUGUUCAAAUACUUGAUAUAACUAUUAGAUUAGUACCUAUGUUAAAAUUUAAUGAAAAAUGAAUAUUUAUAAAUAAAUUAAUACUUUAAAAAGGUAUGAAAAUAUUAGAUAUAAAGUUAUUAUAACGAUUUGAAGUAAGUAUGAAGUCAUUUGCAUCGAUGACUUAGUUUAAGACUAGUAUAAGUUUUAUGAAUAUUGAUUUUUUUUAUAGUCUAUCAAUGUAAUACGGUUGUGUAAAUACAGUAUGAUAUAAGAAGUUAUUUAA